UCUGCAGCUACCAGAGCGUCACUGAGUGUGUCUGUUUAUUUUUUUUUAACCUGUGUCUCGCUUCUUUUUCUAAAUUAACUAAUUCAGUAGACAAUGAGAGAACGCUAUGAUUCAGUUUGCUUAGGGAAAAGCCUGCUGAACCAGACGAAUCCCUUAUGCAUAUGAAGCAUUUCCUGGUUUUCGGGUAAACGCAAGCGGAUCAGCUGAGAUGAUUGAAUGAGCGAACGGAGAGGGAGAGGGCAACUCGUGAAUGCUGAGCUUCCGAUCGUCGUCACGUAUCUAGCUGUCGAGGAAUAACCUGUGCAUAAUAAAAGACAGCGUGCCAGGAUUACUCUUGAACUGGAAAUAUUUUGUAAUGUUUGAAACAGAGCUGCAUUUUGCACUUGACACUCAUCCAACUCUGAUCUUUAAUUAUAAGCUGCAUAUGUAGGUACAUAAGUAUGAAGUCAUGUCAAUGGUGAUUCACCCUUCUGAACUACUGGUCUAAUAGCCUACAAGAUUCCUUCCGUGUCUGAAUCAACUGAGUUUUUGCGUCGGAUCUGUGACAUUAAUGCAUCUUGCAUUGCUAUUGUUAUGAGGCUCCGCUGAGCUCGCAUCUACCUCGGUUAACUGCUGCAUUUUCUUGUGUUGUAUUGUAUUGAGAUUGCUGUGUCUCACCAGCUGUCAGGCUUUGCCGAAGUAUUCAUAAUAAUCUGGCUGUAUUUCAUGAUUUGAUACUUGAAUUAAUUUGUCUCUGGUUGGACAAUGAAGAAGUUCUUUGACACCCGACGGGAGAUGGUGAGCUCCGGGCCCGGUUCUGGAGCCGGUGUGGGAGGAGGCGCGGGGUCCGGCAGCGGCGGCACGUUUAUCGGAAGGGUUUUCACCAUAGGACGGCAUCAAGUUACCGUGGAGGAAACGGUGGCGGAAGGUGGUUUUGCCAUCGUAUUCCUGGUGAGAACUCACCAGGGCAUCCGCUGCGCGCUGAAGAGGAUGUAUGUCAACAAUGAAUACGACCUUCAAGUGUGCAAAAUGGAGAUUCAGAUUAUGAGGGAUCUUGUGGGUAACAAAAACAUAGUUGGCUUCCUGGACUCUAGCAUCACAGCAGUAGGGUCAGGAGACGUGUGGGAAGUUCUCAUACUCAUGGACUUCUGUAGAGGUGGGCAGGUAGUGAAUCUGAUGAAUCAGCGUUUGCAGACUGGAUUCAGUGAAUCAGAGGUUCUGCAGAUCUUCUGUGACACUUGUGAAGCCGUUGCACGACUGCAUCAGUGCAAAUCUCCCAUCAUCCACCGGGACCUCAAAGUGGAGAACAUCUUGCUGCAUGACAGAGGUCAUUAUGUGUUGUGUGAUUUUGGCAGUGCCACUAACAGAUCCCAGAAUCCUCAAGCAGAAGGUGUGGCUACUGUAGACGAGGAGAUCAAGAAGUACACUACUCUUUCAUACCGGGCCCCAGAAAUGGUGAAUCUAUAUGGGGGGAAGGUUAUAACUACUAAAGCAGAUAUUUGGGCUUUGGGCUGUUUGUUGUAUAAGUUGUGUUAUUUCACAUUGCCCUUUGGAGAGAGUCAGGUGGCCAUUUGUGACGGCAGCUUCACCAUUCCAGACAACUCUCGCUACUCACAUGACAUGCACUGUCUUAUCCGUUACAUGCUGGAACCGGACUCUGACGUAAGGCCUGAUAUCUACCAGGUGUCAUAUUUUGCCUUUAAACUUGCAGGGAAAGAAUGCCCAGUACAGAAUUUUCAUAAUUCACCCAUUCCAGCCAAACUCCCAGAGCCAGUCAGAGCCAGUGAAGCUGUGGCCAAGAAGAGUCAAAACAAAGCCAGGCUCUCUGAUCCAAUCCCCACGACUGAGACUUCAAUAGCGCCACGCCAACGACCCAAAGCCAGCCAGGCUCAACCGAUCACAGGCAUCCUGCCCAUACAACCAGCCCUCACGCCUCGCAAAAGAGCCAGUGUGCCUACUGGACCCACCCAGCCAAUCAAUGUUAAUAUAGCUGCCAAGCCUGUUGCUCCUGGCCAAUCACAGAACCCUCAGCUUCAGCAGAUUCCUGUUGCUCAGCAACAAGCCACUUCCAAUCCAAUACAGGGCACUAUAUCUCCACCUCAGACCACACCCCAGCAUGGACAACUUUAUGUGCAACAGCAACCUGCAGCGCUUUUUACUGCUCAACAACAGUCUGUAGCUGGGAGUCGUGGGGUGCAUAAAGUUGGCUCUUUGACUCCUCCCUCUUCUCCUAAGACUGCUCCAAAGGCAGGGCACAGACGAAUUCUGAGUGAUGUCACACGCAGCACCAUAUUUGGAGUUCCUGUAAGCAAGUCCACUCAACUGCUUCAAGCCGCCGCAGCCGAGGCCAGCCUGAACAAGUCCAAGUCAGCUAGCACCACUCCCUCUGGUUCUCCACGUUCAUCUCAGCAGAGUGUUUAUCAGUCAGGAGAUGCUUCAGGCUCAUCGGCUGGAGCCCUAGCAUCGUGGAACCCCUUUGGCGAUGAUAAUUUCUCCAAACUCACAGCAGAAGAGCUGCUCAAUAAGGACUUUGCCAAACUUGAUGAGAAGUUGAUCGAGGGUUUGAAGUCUCCCGAGCCCUCUUCCUCCCUCACUCUCCCUGACCUUCCCUUGAAUGACCCCUUCAGCCCUGCAGACUUCAGUCAUGUUGGGAUGGAUUCUCUGAUUCCUGGUCUGGACCCUCUGAAGACUGAUCAUGGGUCAGCCACACAACAAGAAUCUUUUGUGUCAGGAGAUUCUCUUUUGGACAGUCCUCUUCUCUCUCACCCCUCCUCUGGGGCUCAAAUACUGGCUUCAUCACCCUCAUCUCUCCCUGCCUCGUCUAUGGACCAGUUUACCCCUGCUGCUCUAAGCAGUGGACAGUCCCUCCAGGCCUCUGAUCUGGUUCACUCCCUCUCCAGCUUCCAGUCCUCUGAGACUGGGGACCAAAGCUCUGAUAAUCAGUUUGACCCAAUUCCAGUGCUUGUCUCCAAAACCUCUAGCAAAGGUGGUCAUUCGCGCAGCAACAGUGGCAGUUCUGAGACCAGUCUGCCCUCGUUGGCACGCUCUCUUCUGCUGGUGGACCAACUCAUCGACUUAUAGAGGAAACCGAGAGAGAGGGAGGGAUAGGGCAACUUUUUUGGGGGGCAGCGUGCAAUUCUUAAAUACUUAAUAGCCAGAGUUAUGAAACCUCAACCUUGAGUAGUCUCAUAAAACCACAGUAGUCUUCGUCCAGCUAAGCCUAUAGAGCGUCCUUUCCCAUAUUUUACUCUGGCAUUCUGUUCCCUUUUGCUGUGUGUCUCUUUUCUGCUGACCCAUACACAUUCUCAUGACUCCAUCAUUGAUCUAUCCUUCACUUAACCAAUUAUAUUUUUCAACUAGUGUUGAUAUGAAGCCAAAAAAAAAUUUUUUUCUCAAAUUUGGACAUUUUCACCAAACCCCUGUUUUCUUUCUACAGCUUUCCAAUGCACAAAACCCUUUGAAAUCGAAGGAUUUGUAGCAUUUUCUGACGUAACUUACACUCUAGUGUAUAAGCAUCCUUAGAAAGCCAAAAGCAAAUGUCAGGAAAGCUGAAAAUCAUUGAAGCCAUGUACAAAGUGGAAGUUUCCUUUACUACAUUAUUAGAUUGCCCUUAAGCCUGUUCUGUAAAAUUUAGCUUAUCCUGCAAAGUUCUAGCCAUGCAGCAAUAUCACCAAUAAACGUAUCAGCACACAAAUGUUUAAAUGCUUUCAUACACUCUCUAUAUAUUCUUUAGACUCACCCCAUCUCUGAUGGUCUUUCAUUCCAUCAUUUGUAUAUUCAGUCAUUCUGUCUCUUCCUCCUCCAUUCAUUAAUUUGUUCAUUUACUUGAUCAUUUCUUCCCCCGCUUCUUUUUCUUUUGCUAUAUCUGACUUAUUUGUGUCCAUGUGUCACUUGCUACACCCAGUAGUACCCCUACAAUAACUCUUUUGUAUAUGUUUGAUCCAAUCAGUAUUGCAUUGUUACCUUUAAAGACACAUAAAGGGUAAAUGCAAUAUGUAGAUAAAAAUGAUUUGGGGGGUAAACAAGGCCGUCUGUAGGAUCAGUGUAAGGACUGAGAAUCUGUAUAAAAUGUGUAUUAUUCUCAUGUUAAAUAUUAUAAGAUAAAGAUUAUUUAUCUGUGCGUCAGAACACAAGAUCUAAGGUUGCUUCUGUCAUUUUGAAUUUUAUUUUGUGUCUUGUGUUACUCCAUUGUGGGUCUUCUCUGAGUCUUUCUUGUGAAGGGUGUUUUGGAUAAACUUGAAUAUACAGAUAGUGAUUUCAGAAUUCAGCAGUUUUUAAGAGAUUCAGUGUUCAAUAAAGUUUGAUCCAACAAGCUUUAAAUUAGAAAUGUAGAUACAGGAUGUGUAUCACUUGCUGGAAAAACAAAGAAGGUCACAAGUAUAGGGUGUUUGAAGACACCUACAGUAGCACCAGUUAUUUUUGUGGUGCAUCUCACAAAACGUGAAAGAAAUGUCAUAUUUCACCCAAAAUCAAAAGAAAAACAAUGCACCAAAUUUUUUUUUUCUGCAUUAUGACAUAACUUUCAAAACAAUAAAGCACCCCCCCCACACACACACACACUCAGUAGCCUAGUGUAAUGCAGAAAAAAUCUUGUUCUCUUUACUGUUAUGCGGAAAAAUCACACUGUAAUGUUGAAAAAUCUCACUGUAAUGUGGAAAAUAUCAGUCAAUCUAGGAAAAACUCCUCUUUACUGUAAUAGAGAAAAAUCUUGUACUCUUUACUGUAAUGCGGAAAAAACUUGUGUUUAUUAUAAUGCAGAAAAAUCUUGUACUCAACUGUAAUGCGGAAUAAUCUUGUCUUUAUUGUAAUGCGAAUAAAUCUUGUCUUUAUUGUAAUGCGGAAAAAUCUCAUACUCUUUACUGUAAUGUGGAAAAAUCUUGUUGUCUUUAUUGUAAUGCAAAACAAUCUUGUACUCUACUGUAAUUCGGAAAAAUCUUGUCUUUAUUGUAAUGCGGAAAAAUCUUGUCUUUAUUGUAAUGCAAAAAAUUUCGUACUCUUUACUGUAAUGCGGAAAAAUCUUGUCUUUAUUGUAAUGCGGAAAAAUCUUGUCUUUAUUGUAAUGCAAAAAAUUUCGUACUCUUUACUGUAAUGCGGAAAAAUCUUGUCUUUAUUGUAAUGCAAAAAAUGUCGUACUCUUUACUGUAAUGUUGAAAAAUCUUGUUUUUAUUGUAAUGCGGAAAAAUCUCACACUCUACUGUAAUGUGGAAAAAUCUUGUUGUCUUUAUUGUAAUGCAAAACAAUCUUGUACUCUUUACUGUAAUGCAGAAAAAUCUUGUCUUUAUUGUAAUGCGAAAAAAUUUCGUACUCUUUACUGUAAUGCGGAAAAAUCGUGUCUUUAUUGUAAUGCGAAAAAAUUUCGUACUCUUUACUGUAAUGUGGAAAAAUCUUGUUGUCUUUAUUGUAAUGCAAAACAAUCUUGUACUCUUUACUGUAAUGCGGAAAAAUCUUGUUGUCUUUAUUGUAAUGCAAAACAAUCUUGUACUCUUUACUGUAAUGCGGAAAAAUCUUGUCUUUAUUGUAAUGUGAAAAAAUUUCGUACUCUUUACUGUAAUGCGGAAACAUCUUGUCUUUAUUGUAAUGCGAAAAAAUUUCGUACUCUUUACUGUAAUGUGGAAAAAUCUUGUCUUUAUUAUAAAGCAUAAAAAUUGUGUUGUCUUUACUGUAGUGCAUAAAAAUCUAAUUGGGGCAGAUUCACUAAGAAUGAAUUGCGCCCGCUAAAAGCGCUGUUUUUUUGGCACUAACUGCGCUUGUUUAGCACCCGAUCCACUAAAGGAAUUAUGCAGAUCAGGCAAAGGUGCAAACACACCCACAAAACCGCUGCUGAACACAAUGUCCAUGUGCAAUUCUGAUUUUGCUGUCUGAUUCUGAACACAGUAUAGCUGAGGAUGCCGCAGACCACUGUAUUUGACCCAGCCUGCCGGGACUGAACAGCGUCACUUUGAUAUAUACCAGGUUAUAACGCUCAAAUCAUUUGAUGAUUAUUUGAGUAAUUACUGCUGAAAUGAUCAUUUGAAAAUGCUCACAAACAUCUCUUUUAUAUAAAAUUAAUUUUACCGCCUACUUUCAUUUGGCGGUAAUAGCGUGAUGUAAAUUGCGCAGGGCAAGUUGCACAAAGUUUUGUGAAUGAAGCACAAUCUUUAAUGAGCCUAAUUUACAUAGAAAGGAGGCGUGUUUGCACGGAAAGGAAUGACAGUGACUUCAUUUACAUAUUGAAGAUGCAGGUAUUUGUGCUGAAAUACCACGCGCAAAAGUGGCACAACUGUUUAGUUAAUCUGCCCAAUUACCUUUAAUGUAAUGCGGAACAAUCUUGAACUAUUUAAUGUAAUGCAGAAAAAUCUAAUUCUCUCUACUGUAAUGUGGAAAAAUCUCAUUCUCUUUUCUGUAAUGCAGGAAAAAAUAGCUAUAUAUACAACCCCAAUUAUGAAAAAGUUCGGACAGUAUGAAAAAUGCUAAUAAAAACAAAAAGGAGGGAUUUGUAAAUUAUAUU
This is a messenger RNA of Myxocyprinus asiaticus (Chinese sucker), 6466 nucleotides long. RefSeq names its product AP2 associated kinase 1a (gene aak1a). Gene Ontology annotation, molecular function: ATP binding; protein kinase activity. The coding region runs from base 745 to 3060 and encodes 771 amino acids. NCBI's taxonomy places the organism in Eukaryota, Metazoa, Chordata, Actinopteri, Cypriniformes, Catostomidae. The record is from RefSeq and is a predicted model, not a curated record. The transcript is spliced from 18 exons. Gene Ontology annotation, biological process: protein phosphorylation.